AUGGCUUCUUCUCUGACCCGUGCCGCUGCGGCACGCUUCGUCGCCUCCAAGACCCUUGCGGUCACCGCCGGGGCUGCUACUGCCACCCCCGUCGCCGCCCUGGCCUCCUCGCUGGGCAGCGUCUCCGGUACCGCCGCUUCGGUUCCCAGCCGCGCUGCCGAGCUGGCCUCCCUCUACAGCACCCUGAACGCCCCCCAGCCGCUGCACGAUCACGACCGUAUCUUCACCAACCUUUAUGGUCGCCACGAUUGGGCCCUCAAGGGCGCCAUGGCGCGCGGUGACUGGUUCAAGACCAAGGAGAUCCUCCAGAAGGGCUCCACCUGGAUCAUCGACGAGAUCAAGGCGUCCGGCCUCCGCGGUCGUGGUGGUGCCGGUUUCCCCACCGGUCUCAAGUGGUCCUUCAUGAAGGGCGACUGGAAUGACGGCCGGCCCAAGUAUCUGGUUGUCAACGCCGAUGAGGGUGAGCCCGGUACCUGCAAGGAUCGCGAGAUUAUCCGCCACGACCCGCACAAGCUGGUCGAGGGGUGCCUGGUGGCCGGUCGUGCCAUGGGUGCCUGCGCCGCGUACAUUUACAUUCGCGGUGAGUUCUACAACGAGACCUCCAACCUGCAGACCGCCAUCAAUGAGGCCUACAAGGCCGGCUUCCUGGGCAAGAACGCCUGCGGGUCCGGCUACGACUUCGACAUCUACAUCCAUCGUGGUAUGGGUGCCUACAUUUGCGGCGAGGAGACCGCCCUCAUCGAGAGUAUCGAGGGGAAGGCCGGCAAGCCGCGUCUGAAGCCCCCAUUCCCGGCUGAUGUCGGUCUCUUCGGCUGCCCGACCACCGUGGCCAAUGUCGAGACCGUGGCCGUGGCCCCGACCAUUUGCCGCCGUGGUGGCUCCUGGUUCGCCUCCUUCGGUCGUGACAAGAACGCCGGCACCAAGCUCUUCUGCAUCUCCGGCCAUGUGAACCAGCCGAUGACCGUCGAGGAGUCCAUGUCCAUCCCCCUGCGCGACCUGCUCGAGCGCCACUGCGGUGGCAUCAUCGGCGGCUGGGACAACCUCAAGGGUGUCAUCCCCGGUGGUUCCUCUGUCCCGGUCAUGACCCGCGACAUCUGCGACACCGUCCUCAUGGACUACGACGCCCUGCGUGACGUUGGCUCCGGUCUCGGUACCGCUGCCGUCAUUGUCAUGGAUGAGUCGACCAACAUGGUUGAUGCCAUCGCCCGCCUGGCCCAUUUCUACAAGCACGAGAGGUUCGGCCACGCCACCCACGAGGAGAUCGACACCAUGUUCGAGCUGACCAAGCAGAUCGAGGGUCACACCAUUUGCGCCCUGGGUGAUGCCGCCGCCUGGCCUGUUCAGGGUCUCAUCCGCCACUUCCGCCAUGAGCUGGUUGAGCGCAUCUCGACCACCGACAAGGCCGGCACCAAGCACGCCACUGCUUAA
Fonticula alba is the source of this 1428-nucleotide messenger RNA. Its product is annotated as NADH dehydrogenase [ubiquinone] flavoprotein 1, mitochondrial. Gene Ontology annotation, biological process: mitochondrial electron transport, NADH to ubiquinone. The record is from RefSeq and is a predicted model, not a curated record. Bases 1 to 1428 code for a protein of 475 amino acids. Lineage: Eukaryota; Rotosphaerida; Fonticulaceae. Gene Ontology annotation, molecular function: 4 iron, 4 sulfur cluster binding; NADH dehydrogenase (ubiquinone) activity; FMN binding. The transcript has 5 exons.